AUGGAGUCCCUCUUCCGAUACUACUGCGCACAGCUGGCCGGGCAUGAAGCCCAGCACGGCCUUCACGUUCCAAUGGACAUCAAUGCCGGGCUGGUGCUGCAGCCACCGCAGGAGGCAAAGAAUGGGAGGAAGCGCCGCGCGGAGGCGUUCGUGCCGCAGCCGCAGCACUUUGACUACCUCGAGCUGGGCUCCGACGUCCCGCCGCUCGGCAAGCGCAUCACCAUCGGCCUUCGCUCUUUUCACGACCUCGACCGCGUCAUCCUCCGCUCGGACACGACGUCGAUCGCCAUUCCGGAGAUCGACCUGGACUCGCCGGCGAGCACGGGCCGCUUCACCACGAUCCGCGAUUUCCUGCAGGACAUGCGCGCCCAGCUGCGCCAGAGCUACGCCGGCUACGCGCCGGGGCCGGGCCGCGACAAGUUCGGCGCCACGCUCGAGCGCCUCGACCAGGUGCUGUGCGGCGGCCUGCCCUGCACGUUCGUGCUCGACGAUCCGCUGGGCCUGGCCCGCGCCAAUCUCGACUACGAAGACGACGACGCUGACGACGCCGAAUUCGACGCCGAUGACGAUGUGACGGUGGAGCGCUACGAGCGCACGUGGGAGCAGCGCGUCGAGUACGGCCUGAACGACGCGUGGAAGCCCGCGCAACAGUACGUCGGGCGCGAGGCGGGUCUGGCCAGGCUCGUCGACCUCAUCCGCGACUCGCACAAGAUCGUCUUCCUUACCGGCGCCGGCGUUUCCACCGAGUCGGGCAUUCCUGCGUUCCGUGACAACGGCGGGGUGAUGGGCGGGUUCACGAUCUGGGGCAAGUACAGCGAGAAGCACGAGCUCUUCCAGAACUUCGUGGCCGAGGAGGAGGCGCAGGUGAACUACUGGCGCAUGCACGCGGACCUGUACGCCAUCGCGGCCCACGCCAAGCCCAACCCGUCGCACCACAUCGCGGCCCACCUCGCGGCCCAGGGCCGGCUGCUGGGCGUGCUCACGCAGAACAUCGACGGGCUCUAUCUCACCGCGGGCCUCGACCCGGCCCGGCUGGUCGAGCUCCACGGCACUUCGACCCGCGCCCGCUGCCUCACGUGCGACGCCCUCUACCCAAUGGAGGCCACGGUGGCCCGCAUCGCCGCGGGCGAGCCCGUGCCGCACUGCCUCGCGCCCGGCUGCGGCGGCGUGCUCAAGCCCGACACCAUCUCGUUCGGCCAGCGGCUGGUGCGCGCCAACGUCACCCGCGCUCGUCAGUGGCUCGACGAGUGCGACCUCCUCAUCGUCAUGGGCACCUCGCUCAGGGUGGCGCCGGUGAACAAGUAUCCGACGAUCAGCUUGAACAAGCGCACGCCGCUGGUAAUGGCCAACAUGGAGGAGACCAUGUACGACGACUUUGCCGAGGUGCUGCUCAACGAUGGCCGCUGCGGCGAGAUGAUGGCCGCCCUCCAGGACCAGCUCCAGCGCACCAACAGCGUCCUGUAG
Molecule: messenger RNA, 1464 nt
Organism: Acanthamoeba castellanii str. Neff
Lineage: Eukaryota; Discosea; Longamoebia; Acanthamoebidae
Product: transcriptional regulator, Sir2 family protein
Exons: 5
Coding region: 1-1464 (487 amino acids)
Molecular function (GO): zinc ion binding; NAD+ binding
Source: RefSeq, a predicted model, not a curated record